Messenger RNA from Larimichthys crocea (large yellow croaker), 1142 nucleotides. Its product is annotated as complement C1q-like protein 4. Gene Ontology annotation, biological process: maintenance of synapse structure. Gene Ontology annotation, cellular component: synapse. Bases 70 to 744 code for a protein of 224 amino acids. The record is from RefSeq and is a predicted model, not a curated record. The transcript has 4 exons. Gene Ontology annotation, molecular function: protein binding. NCBI's taxonomy places the organism in Eukaryota, Metazoa, Chordata, Actinopteri, Sciaenidae.
CUCUUGACCCUGUAUCAGUCUGUCGCACCUUCUGCUCUUCUGAAGCCAUCAUCAUUUGCCAGCAUCACCAUGCGAGCUAUUGUUUUGCUGUGUCUGUUGGAAGCAGCGUUCAUCCAAGCUAAUGACUAUUCCUGGGGUGGACCUGGGGCAAAUAGAGUCAUCGAUCCCACCACAGAAAGCCCAUGUCUCCUGGACCAGUCAUCGUGCGGCUGCUGUCUGAUGCAGCAACAGAUACACAGGAUGGGUAUGUUCUUUAACAUGAGCCUCAAUGAGGUGCAGAAGGAACUGACAAAAGCAAAGACCGCCCUCAGCAAUGUCAGAGCCAGCCGCAGUGCCUUCUCUGUCGCUCUAAACAAUAGCCCAAGAACUGUGUGCUUUGGCCCCUUCACUGCUGAUCAGGUCAUCAUGUACAAACAUGUCUUCAUUAACCUGGGAUCUGGCUACAGUUUGCAGAAUGGUAUCUUCACCGUUCCCCGCUCUGGUGUCUACAGCCUCUCCGUCACUAUCUACACCCCUUUUGGCAACCCGCACGCCUGCGCCAAUUUAAUGGUUAAUGAAAAAGUGGUAUCUGUGAUUCCUGAACAAAACGGCCAGGACGCUGAAGACAGUGCUACCAUUGUUACAACUAUGACACUGUUUGCUAAUGACAGGGUGUCUGUAAAACUGCCCAAAGGAUGCGCUGUCUGUGAUGACACCAAGCACCAUAACACUUUCACUGGCUUCCUGCUGUAUGCCACUAACUAAGUUAGCAGAUAAAGCUGUUCUGGGCUUUGUACCAGUCUUAUAAUGUUUUUGAGUCUGUUAGAUGAAAUCUGUGUGGCGACACUCAUGACUUGUAGAUUCUAAUCUCUAUCUGAUCUUUUGUACUAUCACCCAUCAACACAAUGCUGUCAUCUUUGUUUGGUUUGUUUUAUUCCAUCAUGGUUACCUGUUCUUUCUGAGAUCUUGUCAAUUAUUCAUAUUACCUUUUGAGGGGAAUGCACACAUUUUAUGUCUUUUCAUGUCACACUGUCUAAGUAUCUUGGUUGUAACAGCAGUUUAUCUUGAAAUACUGAAAUGAUGUGAUUAAUGUGAGUAAUUUUGACGAUAGAAAUAUGAAUAAUUUUAAAAAAAAAUCAUUGUACCUGAAAGUUACCAACAAA